CCCCGUCCAAUGAGCAGGCGCGGCGCCUGGCGGAGGCGCCAGGAGGCUGCUUCGGCCAGCUCAGUCCCCACAGCUUAGCGGUCGGCUGAGGUGCGCGCCUGGCGCGGGUUCAGCGGGCGACGAGGAUGCGCCGCUGGCCGCUGCUGCUGCUGCUCUUGUGGGGGCUGCCCGCCGUGCCCGGGCGCCACUACCCGCACAGCGCCGUGCUGGACGGGGCGUCCCGCUACCGGCUCUCGUGGGCUGCGCAGGGCAGCUCCAUCGCUUUCCGCCUGGAGGUGCGCGCGGCGGGCUACGUGGGCUUCGGCUUCUCGCCCACGGGAGGCAUGGCUUCGGCGGACAUCGUGCUGGGCGGGUUGGACGCGGGGAAGCCCUACCUGCAGGUGAGGCGGACGGGCGCCUUGGACAGCGCUGGAGGGGGGGGGCAGAGUACGAUCUGAUCAGGGGCGGGGGUCUGGCUCACAAGUGCAUUGGGGGGAGGGAAGGAGAAGAAGGGCUGGCUCCCCCUUCCAGGACCACGGAUCCAAGCUCCUUAGGGGUCCAGGCUCCAGCUGCUCAGUGGAAUGGGCAGCCGUGCACUCUGUGCAUGCUCAGAGCACGAGGGUCCAUUAUAAAGCGGCUGGUGCAGUGAAGGGCAACAAUGGGACAGCCACCAAAUCGCGACCGUUUGGGGCAAGGGGCAAAAUGGGAUCUCAUGCUUGCUUCUCCUGAAUAGUCAUUUAGUAUGCCGUUACUACUAUUAUCAUUUUCGAUUUAUAUACCGUUCUUCAUCAAAAGAACUCGGGGCGGUUCACAAAAAACAAACCUGGUGUCAAGGGAUAGGUUUCGAGAAACCUCCUUAAGCGUUUUCCGUGAACUUGCUGGGUUGUAAAAAGAAUUAAUAUGAGGAAACAUUCAAACAUGUAUUGGAGUUAUUCUGGCAUGUGUGGGGCGUGUGUUUUUAUGGGGAGGGUGUGUGCCAGCAAUCCUAUGCGAGACAGAGAGUAGAAGAAGACUUUAAAGAGUUUUUAAAAAUUUGACCUAUUUUAUGAAUAGCCUUAUCUCCCAGGUUAGAAGCCUAGUGCUGAAGCUGGUUCUGAAUUUGACAGGUUUGAGAGUUAAUCCCUGGGCAAGACUUGGGUCCAUCUAAGACCCUUCUAAGGUGAGCAGAUGAGUGACCAGAUGGGUAGGGUGCUCAUUGGAGGAAAAGGCAAUGACAUACAAGUAAUUUUCUGCCUUUCAUCUGUCUGUUUCUCAUCUGGCAUUGGCAGAGCAUUCAUAGUAUGUAAAUCUGUGUUCAGUUGAGUUUAAGGUGAGUGUGCUUAGGAUUGCAGCCCUAAUUUUUAGCAUUGUUAAUGAUGACAAGCCCCAAUGUUCAUGUGACUGUGUUCACACUUCAUGUGCACAGAUUCAGGAAUUAAUAUUAUUAGUAAUAGAACGUUGAAUAUUUGUCCCCUUGUAGGGAUGGGAGAAUCUGGAGAUUUUUGUUUCUCCUCGGUUUCUCAUUUUUUCAUUCUCUUCAGUUCAGCAGAUUUCUACAUCAGUUUGCAGUUACAUAAAAGAACAAACUUUGACAAGCAGGACUUCUGCAAAGGGAGGUUUUGUGUCACACACCUUUCGGAAUUCUUUUAGUGUGUCCACAUGUAUUCAGUUGAGGGAGAUCUGGUUGACAUUAUAUACUUAGACUUCCAAAAUGCUUUUGAUAAAGUUCCUCACAAAAGGCUCAUGAGUAAACUUAGCAGCCAGCCACAUUGUAGGAACACAGGAAACUGCUUUAUAUCAUCUAGCACAGAUUAGUGACAAUAUAAAGGUUCGAUUACCACAAAGUAGGCAUUUAUCUUUUUUCUUUAGUAUUUACUUAUGUUUAUAUAAGUAAACAUAAGUGAAUUAUUAUGUUUGCAGCAUAUUGGUGCACACAAUAUGGUGCUUUACAUAGCUUUAUUUUUUAAAAAAGGCCCUACUCCCAAGAAACUUGCAAUUCAUGUGCUCCAUUAGAUAAAACUGCUUUGCUUCCAUCAAGGAAAAUAUAGAUCAACAUCUAGCUGAUCGAUCUGUGAAAGUUCAUAGUGGAAGAUCUGAACAGUGGAACACUGAAGUGUUUUUACAUAGUAUUUAUAAGAAAAACACACAUAUAUAUACACAAACAAGCCAGAGCUUUCUUUUUUCCCAGACUUUUAAAAAUUUAAAAUGCCCCACCAGGAAUUGAUUUCCCAUAUCCCCACCCAAAAAAAGAAAAAUUUGCCAAGUACUAGAGAUCAGGAAAACUUUUAAAUAAAAAACAUAAAUAAUUUUCUCUCUGUGUGCCUUUUGAUGUUACCUGGGGCUUUUGCUUCAGUAUCUGGUAUGAUGAAACAGAACUUGAAAGAUGCUUCUACUAACUCCUUGUAAAUAGAUCAAUCAGGUUGAAGGGUGCAAUUAUGUUAUGGAGACAAAAAGGAACUUUACAAAGGGUCCACACAUUCUUUCAAAAACUGUGGUUGAGUGGAGAGGGAGCCUGGAAUGAUGCAUUAGUGGCCGAGCAUUCCAGGAGCUCAGAGAUUAGAGUGGGAACCCAGCUCUAACUAUUUGGAAAGUGCAAGACUUGUGUCUAAAUAAGAGUGGUCUCUCAAGCAUGCUUAAUAGCUGUUCUAUGAGGGGUGGGAAAAGAGUGAGAGUUGAGCUAAGGUGGCGGGGGAGGGGGGAGAGAAAGAGAAAGAGAGAGAGCACUCACUACAGACACAUUUGUAGGCCAAUGGUAGCAAAGUAGCUGCAGACGGGUGGAGCUAUUAUUAUGAAUACAUUUAAGCAUGGAAAAAGCACAUGUACCUCAGUGCAGUGAAGCGAAGAUACUUGAUUGGUGCUGCCUCAGAGAAAUUGCUCAGUCUGUCUGCACUUGUAGUUAUAUUGCCGCUGCAAUAGUGCCAAAGUGGGUUUCUUGGCGGAUUACUUGCCAUGAGAGUGCCCAAGGCAGCUCUAAUAUUUGCAUCUAGCUUUUUGAAAGACCCUCUCUUUUUUGCUCAUGAAUUGACACAGCUUGCAUUUUCUUGCCUCCUCCGUGGUCUCCGCCCCUAUCUGGAAUUGUGCGUCCCCACCCGCAGCCUGCAGUAGCUGUGACAUCCAUUUUUGCAGAGGGUAAUCCUUCUUUAUGAAUGCUUGUUUUGUGCAAGUUCUACAGAACAUUGCAUUGCAAACCCUUCUGUUGAAUUCUUGCACAAAAAUAGCCCUUACUUGAGGCAUAAAUCCUUUUGUGAAUAGCUCUUCAUUAAUACUUGAUAGCACUGUGUUCAUUAUAACCCUUGCUUGUUAGCUGAAACCCAUAACGAAGAAUAUUUGUUUUAUCAAAUACAAUCAGUUUUGAGAUGUUACAGAGGAACAAUCAGAAUAGAUUUUGAAAAGCGAGAAAACGGUGAACGGAACCAUAUUCUUCUUUUAAAUGCACUCAUGCCAACAUAAACAAAGAAAUGCUAAGAAAACAAACAGAAAAGCAGUAAGGGGAGAUAUGUCAGUGUGACACACACUUUAUAUGUCAGCUGGUGUUUGGCUGGAGGCAUUUCAGUACGAAGCCUCCCUGUAUUGACUUAACUAUGGGGUGAGUUUGUAGUGUAAGAGCAUUCACACUUGAGAAACCAGAACAAAACAAAGUAGUUGGCAUCUUGCUCCAUAUUUACUGGCCUUCCACACAGCAGACCUGCUUCUUCUCAACAUGUGUUUAAAUCUGCAUUAAUUCAACAACCAUUUUGAAGAAGUGUGAGUACAGAUAGAGGUUUUCCACACGGCUGAAACAAAUUGUGAAGAAAGGACACAAUUUCUGAAGUUGUAUUCUUUUACCAUGAGGUGUAGAAACAAGUGUUAUUUUUAAGAUAAAAUCCCUCACAGACACCCCCCUCUUCUCAGCUUUUCCACAGAUAUACAAAAUACCUAUAGCCCUGGUUGGGACCCUCUGCUAUAAUUAAUCAAGCCCGGCAGGGGAAACCCAGCCAGAGGGGCAGGGUGUGGUCUCUGUUGUGUUAGGUUGUAAACCUGCAUAAUUCCCCAAAGCCAGGUUAAAUGAUAAUAAAGGACUUGUCAGCCUGCCAAUUCUAAAUGGUUCCCCACCUAAAAAUGCUUGAAGCAAUUCUUUUUUUGGUUCUUUAUUACAUUUGAAUCCUUCCAGUGAAUCUCAGACUGACAUUUUACCCUCACAACAAGUUAAGCUGAGAGCUUAACUUGUGCCAAAUGUGAAUGUGGACCUGGCACACUAGUCACUGUACUAGUCUGACUUGAGUGGUACAGAAUGAAAACUCUCAUCCAUAAUUUGCAUUCACGUGGAACAAAAUUUACAUCUCACAAGCAUAAUGGCCCAUAUGCCCUGGUAGAAUUGCAUAAUCAGGCUAUCAAAUAAUCUUGUGACCCUUUGUGUCGGAGUGCCCCAGUGUAGUUGAACAUAUUAUUCUCACUUCCUUUACUAAUGGAAGGAGGCAACAUAUAUUGCAGGUUGUCAAGUAGUUGGAGGGUAUCUUCUCCAUAAAAACACCUGUUCAAGGAUAGAAUGACAGCUGUGAUUCCUCCCCCCGCCCAAGGUUCCUUGUGCAGCUCUGCUUACAUUCUUCAAGGAUAAAACAGGGCUUAUUUACAUAUUUUUACUACAUCCAUAAGAAAGUACUCUCCUUGCCAUUUUGUAUAGCACUAAUCAGAAACCAUAUCAACUGCAAAUCCCUUUUGAGAGAGCGAGAGCAGGGUCAACAGCAUGUGAGGAGCAAUUCAUCAUCAAUGCCUUCAUCUGUAGGAAAUUAUAUACCUCAUCUUUUAUGAUCCGUAAAAUCAACUUACCAUGUGUUGCUUCAAUUUCUAAAUUACUUCCAGUGCAUGAAAGACAUCUAAUUGUUUGACUACACCCACAAGCCAAUAAUUGCUUACGGUAGUUUUCUUUAAAAAAAAAAAAAGUGCUGAUUUUAGGCAGUAUCGUUACUUCAAAACAUGCUAAACUUUGUCAUUAUGUAGUCUACAUCCAGGAUGAACAGCACAUCACAUGUGGUCAGUGGGGAUCUAAAGCUCUCUUUACACAAUGUUUUGAGCUGACAUGGUUCUUGCCAUUGACAGGGUAGCAUCUAUUACUUCAGAAUAAGGAAGAUGUCUCUGUUCAUGCUCAUAGUGGUACAAGCUCAGCGGCAAGCACAAGUCCCAGAAGUCAGGAUUCUAAGGUUCAUGAGCAAGGCAAGAGGUCCAUAAGCAAAUAGAAGCUACGAAGAUGUCCCAACAAUUGACAUUCCCCUCCUGCGAAGUUUUCAAAGAUAAGGCAGGGCAAACUCUGUCACAAGACUGUCUUGUCCUAGACUUCCAGGGUGGCGCCAUCGGUAAUGGCGGAUUCCCUCUGACUCGGAGAGGACUGGCUCUGCGGAAAUCGGGUCUGUACCGCUACGGCGAAGUGGGGACCCUCUAAAAAUCACAGGCGGGUGAAGCCUGUGACCGUGGGACUCGGCGGGCACACUUUGCGCGCCCCCAAUUUGCAAAGGAGCCCAAUUACGGGUUCUGGAGUGAAGCGGGGAAGCAGCGCGGUGCUGUGAGUCAACUGCUUCUUCCGUGGAGCGAAGCCGCACAGCCGUUACUGGAGAGCGCUACCUUUUUCCUGUGACAAUUUGGCUACAAAACAACGAUCCGUGAGUAGGUUAAUUUGGGAAUUAAAGGAGAACAAAGAAUAAAGAAGUAAUUUGAUACCGAAGCGGAGAGGCACAAACAGGAAGUCUGCCUUCCGUUCUUUGUAAAUAGAGUAAAGCAAUGAACUGGCAAGCUAAAACCUUGAAAGACGUUUGAAAAGGACUAUAAUUCUAUCAUCAAAACAAGCGAUUUCCCCCCUUGUUUGCAGGAAAGGAGGGGGGAAAGGUGUGAACUGUAUUUCCCUGCAAAAAGAGAGAAAAGGAAGCUAAAAUUCACUGCUUAAACCCUAGGAACGGGCUGCCAAUGAACAAUAAGAAUGCCGUACUGUGAAAUGCGCUAUUGGUGAAAGUACUUUUUGACAGCUAACUCUGCAAGUGAGAUACAAGUGGGAUACAAUAUCUUUGGCUGGCUUCUCCUGGUUUCAAAGUAACUGGAAAAUAACUGAAAAUUGAAACUGUCGUCUAUUUUGUGAACUGAGGCGAUUAAAAGAAAAAAGGUUAUUUAUUUUAAGGUAACAACUUUGGACUGCUACUGUGUCCCCCUAGAGGAAGUUUGAAACUGUUACAACAAUAACUGGGCCAGGGGAAUUUUCCACUUCAAAACAAAUUCUGGUCGUGGGAUUGACCUUGGGCCUUAUCUAGAGUGUUAUGGCAAAUGGAAAAGAGAAAAUAGAUUUGCUUCAGGAAAAAACAACGAGGUCUGGUAGAUCAUUUCGCCCAGACAUUGGGCUGCAGCGAAGAGCAUCAACAUCUGGCCCUUCUGGCUUACCAACAGGGGCUGCAUUGGUACAAUCUAAACCCAAAGGAAUGGCAUCCGAAGAUGCUUUAGCUCAGGCACUAGGUAAAAUUAAUGAAUCUCUGGAAAAAAUAAGUAAACAAGUAGCUGAAGCAUCAGUUAAAAUUGAUCAAAAUACCACAAGUAUUAACAAUUUGGGACAGAAGGUAAAUACUAACACAGAAACCAUUGAGAAAUUGCUACAGGAAUCUACUUCGACCCGAAAGACAGCUGAAGAAGCAAAGGAAAUAGCAGUUGCUGUAGAAGAGAAGAUACCGCCGAUACACAAGCAACUUGAAGACCACAGGUUAAUACUGUCCACGAUUGAAUUGAAGGAGAAACAAACGAAUUUGAGGAUCAGGGCCGUACCUGAACUUGAGAAAGACAAUUUGACUGACUUCCUUACCCAGGAAUUUGCAGACUUUUUGAAGCCAGACUCGGAGAAGGACAACUUUAAGAUAGUGAGCGCUUUCAGGCUUGGAAGAGGAGGGAAGAAGAACAGGGUGAGAGACUGUUUGAUCACCCUCCGAACAAAAGAGGAGAGAGACAAAAUCUUGAGUCUGCACUUCAAGAAGACUUUGGAAAUACAUCAGUCAAAGGUGGAGAUAUUUAAGGACAUUCCGAAAUAUCUUUUGGACAUUAGAUCCAAUUAUAGAGAUUUGGUUGCCCUGCUGAGAAGCAACAAAAUUAUCUUUAGGUGGGAAUUCCCCCAAGGCCUUUCCUUUAGUUUCAAAGGAAGAAAGAUAAAAAUAAGAUCAGAGGACGACAAAGAAAGAUUUCUGAGAGACCACGGAGAAGACCUGCAGAAAGAAGCUGGAGAAGAGUCAAGAAUACUAGAAAGAGGAACUUUAGACAUAUCAAGACUACCUUUUGAAUUAAAAGACCACCUGGAGAAGGAGAUACCACCGACAGAACAGGAACAGGCACUUGGUGCAGUUGGAGGAGAAGUAAAGUAACUACAUCAUGGCUCUGCAACUAUUAAGUUGGAAUUGUAAUGGUCUCAACUCCCCUCAGAAAAGGAAAUCUGUGUUUCAUUUAUUAAAAAAGGAACAAUUGGACUUGAUUUGUUUACAGGAAACACAUGUACCAAGGUUACAUAGGAAAGUAUUGAUUAACAAAAGACUGGGCCAGGAAUUUAUUUCUUCGGAUAAAGUUAAAAAAAGAGGAGUAGUGAUUUAUGCAAAGGAGAGACUAUUACCGAAAUUUAUCUUUAAAGAUGAUCAAGGAAGAUUUGUGGCAAUUGAAAUUCAAAUACAAGGAGGGGAAUUCUUAAUAGUAGGAGUUUAUGCACCAAAUGAGGGGAAAUCUGAAUUCUUUAAAAAGUUGCAUGAGACCUUGAUGGACUAUUUGGACUAUUUGGACUAUAAUGUAAUUUUGAUGGGAGAUAUGAAUGGAGUGGUAUCUACACAUAUGGACAAGGCACAAAGACAGGUAGUCACUAAGGUUGGUAGACAGACAACUUGGACUUAGUUGAUAUCUGGAGAACAAAGAAUCCCCUGGCCAGAGAGGGAACCUUCUUUUCUGAAGCCAAACUGACAUGGACAAGAAUUGACCAAAUAUGGUUAACUAGAGGAAUGGCACCAAAUACAAGAAAAGUGGAAAUCUGCCCAAAAAUCUGCUCCGACCAUAAUGCUGUUAAGAUGGAGAUGAAACUAACACCAACUGGCUCCUUCAGAUGGAGGAUGAAUGACACCUUAUUUAGAGAUGAAGAAGUCAUUAAGAAGGCCAAAAAAACCUUGAGAGACUAUUUUGAGAUAAAUAUGAGCACCAAUGUGGAAAAAAGAGUAAUCUGGGACGCAAGCAAAGCUGUUAUGAGAGGGUUCUUGAUACAACAGAAUGCAUUAAAGAAGAGAAUCCAAAAUGAGAAGAAGGAUAAAAUAUUGGAGAAAAUAAAGGAAAGUGAAAAGAAAUUGAGAGCAAAACCAAAGUCGCAAGAGAUUUUGAGAGAAAUAAAGUUAUAUCAAGUACAAUACAUGAAAAUGAUGAAUCAGGAGAUAGAAUGGAAAAUUAAACAAAUGAGACAAAAGACAUUUGAGUCGGCUAAUAAAUGUGGGAAAUUGUUGGCUUGGCAAAUGAAAAAACGACAAAAACUAAAUACUGUCACAAAUUUAGAAGUGGAAGGAAGGAAUAUACAGAACCCAGUUGAGAUUAGAAAUUGUUUCCAGAGGUAUUUUAAACAACUAUAUACACAAGGGCCACAGAAAGAAAUUGAUGUAGACCGAUUUUUGAAAACAAAUGGAUUACAAAAAAUCUCUCAAGAAAAUAAAUUAAUGCUGAACUAUAAAAUAACUGAACAGGAGGUAGAAGGUGCCAUUCAGAAUAUGCAACUAGGUAAAUCUCCAGGACCGGAUGGACUGACUUCUAGAUACUACAGAUCCUUGAAGGAAUGGUUAGUACAACCUUUAAAGGAAGUCUGUAAUGAAAUAAUGGGUGGGAAAAGGGCACCAGAGUCGUGGAAAGAAGCGUAUAUUACACUUGUACCGAAAAUAGAGACUGAAAAGACCCAACUUAAGAACUACCGCCCCAUAUCACUGCUCAAUGUGGAUUACAAAAUCUUUGCAGACAUUUUGGCUAAAAGACUAAAAAGAGUCCUAAUGGAAGAGAUACAUAAAGAUCAAGCAGGCUUUCUCCCAGGUAGACAUUUGUCUGACAAUGUGAGAAACAUAAUCAAUAUUUUAGAAAAACUACAAGUGAAUAUAAAUACCAAGGCAGUUUUGAUAUUUGUGGACGCGGAGAAAGCCUUUGACAAUGUUUCUUGGAGUUUCAUGAAGAAGAACCUACAGGGGAUGGGGGUAGGCCAAGGUUUUGAAAACGGUAUAAGUGCAAUUUACUCAGAACAAAAGGCUAAAUUAAUUGUAAAUAACGUGGUGACGGAGGAAUUUAAGAAAGAAAAAGGGACACGACAAGGUUGCCCAGUCUCUCCUUUGCUAUUUAUAUCGGUCCUGCUGAAUAUGAUUAAGAAGGGACCAGUUGGUUAAAGGUAUACAAGUCGGAGCUAAACAGUACAAACUGAGAGCAUUUGCAGAUGACUUAGUAUUGACAUUGCAGGAGCCAGAAUCUAGUACUAAAAGGGUUUUGGAACUGAUUCAAGAAUUUGGUCAGGUUGCAGGAUUUAAAUUGAAUAAGUUAAAAACAAAGGUCUUAGAGAAAAACUUAACUGUGAUUGAGAAAGAGAGGUUUCAGAAUGAGACAGGUUUAACAGUGGUUAAGAAAGUGAAAUACCUGGGGAUUAACAUGACAGCAAAAAAUGGGAAUCUAUUUAAAGACAAUUAUGAGAAAUGCUGGGCUGAAGUGAAAAAAGACAUAGAAAUUUGGUCAAAUUUGAAGCUUUCACUGCUAGGCUGUAUUGCUGCGAUAAAAAUGAAUGCAUUGCCUAGAAUGUUGUUUUUGUUUUGGACAAAAUGGAUUGCUUCAAGAAGUGGCAGAGAGAUAUUUCUAGAUUUGUCUGGCAGGGCAAGAAGCCUAGAAUAAAAUUUAAAAUACUAAUGGAUGCAAAGGAAAGAGGUGGAUUUGCCCUGCCAGACCUUAAACUUUAUUAUGAAUCAGCAGCUUUUUGCUGGCUGAAAGAAUGGCUGCUUCUUGAAAACAGACAUUUUGGACUUAGAAGGUUUUGACAAUGUAUUUGGAUGGCAUGCAUAUUUGUGGUAUGAUAAGGUCAAAGCACAUAAAGCAUUUAAAAAUCAUAUUGUCAGGAAAGCAUUGUUUAAUGUCUGGAUAAGAUAUAAAGACCUACUGGAAAAUAAAACCCCAAGGUGGCUGUCACCGAUGGAAGCGAAAGCUCUGAAAAAGCUCAAUAUGGAGGCCAAAUGGCCGAAAUAUUGGGAAAUUCUGGAACAAGAGGGAGACAGAUUGAAACUGCAGAGUUUUGAAAAACUAAAAAUAAAGUGCGAGAUUGGCUUCAUUAUUAUCAGAUAAUGGAGGCAUAUAAUUUGGACAAGAAAAUUGGCUUCCAGGUGGAAAAAUCAAAAUUAGAAACAGAACUGUUAGAACCCAAAACUAAGAUUUUGUCAAAGAUGUAUAACUUGCUGUUGAAAUGGAAUACUCAGGAUGAAACGGUGAAAUCUGCUAUGAUUAAAUGGGCACAGGAUGUUGGACAUAACAUAAUGAUGGCUGACUGGGAACAGUUAUGGACCACAGGUAUGAAGUUUACGGCAUGCAAUGCCUUAAGAGAGAAUAUUAUGAAAAUGAUAUACAGGUGGUACAUGACCCCAGUCAAGCUUGCAGAAAUCUACCAUUUGCCCGAUAAUAAAUGUUGGAAAUGUAAGGAAACUGAAGGUACAUUCUUUCACCUUUGGUGGACGUGCCUAAGGAUUAAGGCUUUCUGGGAGAUGAUAUAUAAUGAAUUGAAAAAGGUAUUUAAAUAUACCUUCUUGAAGAAACCAGAGGCCUUUCUCCUGGGCAUAGUCGGCCAAUCGGUGUUAAAGAAGGACAGAACUUUUUUUAUGUAUGCCACAACAGCAGCAAGAAUACUCAUUGCAAAGUAUUGGAAGACACAAGAUCUACCCACUCUGGAAGAAUGGCAGAUGAAGGUGAUGGACUAUAUGGAACUGGCGGAAAUGACUGGCAGAAUCCGAGACCAGGGACAAGAGUCGGUGGAAGAAGAUUGGAAGAAAUUUAAAGACUAUUUACAGAAAUAUUGCAAAAUUAACGAAUGUUAGAAUGAUGUUGGAUUGAAGUUAAGUGGUUUCUAGCUGUAAUGGUAUAAAAUAAUAUGAAAGAAUUGGAUUUUUAACAGGUAAAAAUUUAAUGCUAUAAUAUAUUAAGAUUAAGGAUCAGGAUAAAAUAAGGAGGGAAAGGAAUUGCUGAACUAAUAAAUUGAACUGGAAUACAAGAAAGGGAGGUAUGAGGAGGUCCGGGAAACAAGUAAAUGAAAGAUAAGUGACAAAAAGAUGUAAUUGUUUUUAACUGUUUUUUAUUUUGUAUUUUUCCUUUUUUCUUUUUCAUUAUGUAAUAUUGUGAAAACUUUAAUAAAUAUUUAUAUAAAAAAAAGAAGAUUGGAAGAAAUUUAAAGACUAUUUAUAGAAAUAUUGCAAAAUUAAUGAAUGUUAGAAUGAUGUCAGAAUGAAAUUAAGUGGUCUUAGCAGCAAUGUUACAAAGGUGUAUGCACAAAUGGAUUGUUAACAGAUGAGAAUCUAAAGUUAUAAUAUGUUAAGUUAAAGGAUUAAGAUAAAAACAAAGAGGGAAAGGAAUUGCUGAAUUAACUAAUAGAACUGGAAUACAAAAAGGGAGGUGUGAGGAAGUCAGGGAAGUAAGGAAAUGAAAUGUAAGUUAUGGAAAGAUCGAUGUGUUUUUUUAUUAAGUGUUUUUUGUAUUUUGUAAUUUUUUCUUUUUUAUUUCUUUUCUUUUUUCUUUUCUGUUUAUCUAUGUAAUCUUUUCUUUGAAACUUUAAUAAAUAUCAUUAAAAAAAAAAAAAAAGUUCUUAACAGAAAAAAAAAGACUGUCUUGUCCUGUGUGUCUGCCACAGGUACACAUGUCUGCUCUGUCUGGGGGGUGCAUCUGAUCUUACCUACAAAGGUGGUGCCUGGUCCACAAUUGGGGGGAUGGAAAGAACUAGCAAAUCUACUUCCCCCUCUCUGGCCUCUAGAGCCAAAAGUGGAGGACCUCCUUCCUCCAUCUCUGGGUGCCAACCUUCCAGCCCCCACCCCACCCAUCUUCCUAUCCUUCCUGGGGUUGCCAAGCCACAUCCUGAUGGAGUCAAGGAGUCAUUAUCAUAGUUCUUCUCAUAUAUCUUUGCCAAUGUGGUUAGGGCAGACUACAUUUAUAUACAGUGUUGACGGUUGCCACUGUGAUGCAGAGCCACACAGUGCCACAUCAUAGGCGGAGAAUAACUCCUUACACAAAGCUGCUAUGAUGAUCAUGAUAAUAGAGUAAUUCAAGGUAGCAUGUAAACUCAGAAUAUUUUGCCUCAUAGGAGGUACGGGAGGCAGGCGAGUGAACUGACUGAAUGUCAAUAUCUUUGUUGAGCUGUUACAUGAGUUAUCUUUUGUGGACUGGAAAUGUUUGUCCACUAAUAUAUACUGGUUUUCUUGGAGAUGCAUACCUUGGCUUAUCCACCCAAAUUGUUUGUGUUUAGUUUCUGUUCAUUUAUUUGGUCUGUUGUCUGCCCCACCCCUUUUCUUUUACAUGUAUCUCUAAUAAAAUUCUUUUUUAAGAAGAAAGAAAGAAAGAACUGCUGGAAAAAUGCGUCCGAAAGCAUAGUAGCUACAGCUUACUCAACACCUCAUUUUGGAGUGUGGUCCUGGCCAACUCACUCUGAGCAAAAUAGAAAACAAAUGCACAAAUGCCCCCACAAGCUAAGAAGAGAAAAUUAGAUGACAUUACUGUCCUGGUCUCUAAGUCUAUGGAAGUUUUUUGUGAAUUAGCAUCAGAGAAUUUUAAGUCAGUCACAGGACUUAUGGUGACCUAGAGAGGAGUCAGAAAGCCAGCUGCACAUUAUGACAAAGAAUUCAGAGGUGAAGAGGUUAAUGACACUAUAAUGCAGCUUAUGCAUUAUAUCAUAUGUCUGCUAACAUUGAGAAGUAGGAUAAUCUUCCCUCAGAAAAACAUUAAAAUAUUCCUGUGGGUUGGCACAUACAAAGUGUACAGCAAUAUCAUAUUCCUAUUUAAUAUUUCUCUGUCUGUCUGUCUGUCUGUCUGUCUGUCUCUCUCUCUCUCUCUCUCUCUCACACACACACACACACACACAAUAACUUGGUUAUGAAUAACUUCCUUCCAUAUGUAGACUAGGAAGUAGGUUCCAAGGAAAUAGAAAGAACUAAGAACAUAGGUUUAGGAUUGGGGUAUUAGAUUGUUCAUUAAUGCAGACACUUUAUUCCUAGAUUUUAAAACAUGAAACAAAAGAGGGCUUUGAAAUAGAUACACUUUAACAACAAACUUUUAAAAGUUAGUUUAUACAUUCUAUGAAUGUAAAGCAAAACCAUAAUGGAUACACUUCUAACCCACAAGUGCAAUGCAAAGAAGUAUCAUCUGUACAAUAUGUUUCACAUGGAUCUUUUAAUGUAACUAUUUUGAUUACAGUGUAUUUCAUGUUUUCAUGGCAGCGGCGUAGCAUGGGUUGUCAGCACCCGGGGCAAGGCAAGUAAUUUGCGCCCCCUAAGCCCUAACCUGCCGCCGCUGCCAGCUUCUUCUUGCUGCUGCCUGGUCUGGUCUGGUGUGGUUCUCUCCCGCGCUCAGCGCUGCGCUGGGCGGCCGCUGCACUGUCCCUCCCCCAGAUAGUCCCUCGCUCUCUCUCCACACCGCACGCCUGGCACCCACCCCCUCCACAGUGGGCGGCGACCCAGUGGCUUGGAUCAGAUUCGCACAGCCAGCACUGCAGUGAGAGAGAGUGAGUGAGCCAGGUAGGGGCAGAGAGCUGCGAGUGCGAGCGCCCCCCCAGAUGUUGCGCCCGGUGCGGCCGGCCCCCCCUGCACCCCCCACGCUACACCACUGUUUCAUGGUGACAAUGUUGGGAAAUUUGCUUUGUUUUCUUUUUCUGCUCUUUCCUUCCCUCUUUUGUAAGGUGCGCAGAUGAAAAUAUAUGCAUACAGUUAUAAAAUAUAUUCUGGUGGCUGAAUUCUGAUGUUUUCCUGUUUGCUAAUAUAAAAUACUUUCUUAGAAAAUUACAACUUAUCCUUUUACACUUCUUUCCCAGAAAACUCAAAAGGUUGUUGAGUUCAGAUUAUUUAAAGCAAAACAAAAAAAGUAACAGCAGGAUAAUGUUCUGGUUUCUUUCUUCAACAGGAUUAUUUUACAAAUGCAGACAGAACAUUGAAAAAGGACUCUCAGCAGGACUACCAUCUGGAGUAUGCCAUGGAAAAUAGUACCCAUACGAUACUAGCUUUCAGCCGGCAACUUCACACGUGUGACCCCAAUGACAAGAGUAUAACAGUAAGUAGUUGACGAUCAAUCUGACUCAGAGAGAGGGGAGUAAGACUUAAAUCAUGAAUGAAGAGAUAAAACAGUCUGCCAAAAAAAAUCAAGCCAUUUGUGAGCUUCACAUUCUUGGAUCAAUUAGCUAUUAUGCUAUGCUAGGGUUGCCAUAUUUCAAAAUGUGAAAAUCCGGACAGAAAAGUUGUUGAGCUUUUUUUUCCUCACUGAAAAGCUCUAUGCCUAAUAGAAGUUUGUUUAAUUACAGAUUCUGGUGGCAGCACCUGAAUAAUUAACUCAUCAGAAUACAGUGGUACCUCGGGUUACAAACACCUCAGGUUACAAACACUUUGGGUUACAGAUUCCGCUAACCCAGAAGUAGUACCUCGGGUAAAGAACUUUACCUCAGGAUGAGAACAGAAAUCGUGCACCGGCAGCGCGGACGCAGCGGGACACCCCAUUAGCUAAAGUGGUACCUCAGGUUAAGAAUGGUUUCAGCUUAAAAAUGGACCUUCGGAACGGUUUAAGUACGUAACCAGAGGUACCACUGUAUCUCAAUUCCACAAGGAGGCAUUGCCUGAAGUACAGAACAGUUUAGGAUAGGUGAAAUGAAUGUUCUUGGAUUUUUAAAAUUUAAAAUAUUUAUAGACUGCUUUUUUGAUCAUAUAUAGGCUGUAUAAAAAGCAGACAAAACUAUUUUAAACAGCAAAUUUAAACCAAAAAUGAAGUGCAGAGUGAUAGAACUACAAAAAGACUAAAAUGCAGCUAUCAAUCCCUUACUUAAGAAUCUUUCUGGACUAUCUCUCACCAACCCUAGCCAGGUGGCGGGGACUGACGAGAGUUGUAGUCUAAAAUAUAUGAAGGGUAUCAUUAGGAAAGGCUGUUAUAGGUGGGCAGAUUCAUCUGGUAAGCCGCCAUGAUCAGCUGAGACAUCUUCUUGCAUACUUAAUCAGUAAAGCUUUUCUUUUUCCUUUCUAGGAAAGCACAGUGAGGGUGAUAUGGGCAUACCAUGACAAAGACUUUAGAGAAGGAGUUCAAAAUUACCAUGGUUCAAAUCGAGGGACAAAGAGUCUUCGUUUAUUGAACCCAGAGAAGACUGCUAUUAUCGCUCCCUCCUUGCCGUAUUUUGACUUGACAAACCAAGGCGUAAGUUUCUUUGGGUUUUGCUUUUAUUAAGGAUCAGGGUAAGAUGGGUGGAACUGUUAGCUACCUGUACAGGGAGCAGAAAUCAGAUACUUUUAUAUUAUAUUUGCCUUUCCUUUUCCUUUUAUUAAGACAGGUGCCUAUACCAGACAAAGAUACAACAUAUUGGUGCCAAAUGUUCAAGAUACCUACACUACAUGAAAAGCAUCAUGUGAUACAGGUAUGCCAUCAAGAUACAUAUAUGUAUGUAUUUACAAGAUAGCACUUUUUGCUAAGGCUUUCUUUUUUGUACACACAUUUUAAAAACAGUGAAGAUCCUUGAAAUGUAGGAUCAUAUUUUCAGCAUCUAAAAAUCUGAACUGCUGCAUUAACUUUAGUUCUGUUUUAUGUCCUGCCAUGGUUAUGUUGAUUUACUGUAGAGAAGUUUAAGAAAAAAGGGGCUUCGGUUGGUCAUCCAUGCAUGUGUGUGUGGGGGGGGAGAGAAUUACUAUCAACCCCUAAAUGGUUUUCCCUAAUUUGGAUAGAAACAUGAUUAUUUGAAAGUUCCCUUGAAAUGGGAUUUGAUUUAGAGUACUGAAAUGUAUUUUAAAUGUAUUUUAAAUCUUUGUUGGAAGCUAACCGGAGUGGCUGGGAAAACCCAGCCAGAUGGGCGGGGUAUAAAUAAUAAAUGAUGAUGAUGAUGAUGAUGAUACAGCUCCCACUGCCACCCCCCAAAUAAAAGCCAUUUUGGUUAAGUUUAAGAAAUACUGUUUUUGAACAUCAGCUGUUUUAUUGCUGCUGGAUAUACUUGUGCUUCUUCAGUCGAUACGAUGGAAUUCCAAGACUUGCUGUGCUGGUUCAUUAAUGUUCAGGAUCUCAUGCGCCAACAUUUAUGACUGUUUAGCAUGAUACAAACAUGCUGCAGCAAAUAUAUAGGAUCUAGGCAGGUAGUUUGGUGUACAGUAAGUCUGCAAUGUACACAUAUUUUAUUUGGGUGCAUUCAGGUUUAUGUGCUUAGCAAAACAAUUUUACAUAAUUAAAAAGAGUAUUGAAAGGAGGCAGGCAUCCAGGGGAAAAGACUUUGGCAAUCCCACCUGCCAUGGAACCCAAUGUGUUUUGACUAUAUGCGAUUUUGGCUUUAGGCAUGAUUCCCAGAACAUAACCCCCAUGUAAAUUGCGGACUUACUGUAAUCUCUGAAUCACAUUGUGCAAAGAUGGCUUUAUGUAACUCCACAGUUUUUGUGAGGAGUGGUGGGUUUACCAAAGAAGUUAUAAGAUUACAGAAAGACUUGCUUCUUAUUCUGAACUUCUUAAUCUGCUACUUUUAUCUUGAAAGUAAAUGCCUAUCCAGCUAAAUAUGUUACAUAAAUCAAAACGUUCACAUGAGUUACGAAAUUUUACAAAUCUUGAGACCCAAAGUAUAUGCAGUUUUCUUAAGGGAGCUAACAACACUUAUUUAUGCCUGCAAACAUGUCUUGUGGCUAGAUGUGCACUUGCAUCAUGCUUUAGUUUGCUUAAGUUGCAGGACUCCACAGAUGCCAGAGGCACAAUUCCAUGCAUUUGAUGUUUGCCUAUAUAUAGUACUAAUGUCCUGAGUGUUCUAAAAUAAAAUAAAAAACCCAGCCUAUGCAUUAUGUAUACCACUCAAGGCUUUCUUAAAUACUAGCUCCCAUGUAAUGAAAAUUAAGAUUCUCAAGUCCUUCACUAAAACUAUUAAAUAGCUACUAUCGAAAAUAUUGUGUGUGCCUCUCUUAUUGUUUUCUUGGGUAUCUGUUUUAUUUAAAUGAAUAUAUGUAGAUUACAAAUUGUAUAGUUUUUAUAGAUAUUGAAGAAGGGAGUAUCCUCUGUUAGACAGAAAUCUAAGGGGGGGACGACUAUUGUUUUGUCCUUCAUAUGCCAACUGAAGAUGGUAUAAGGGGCUCUUAUAUGGCUGGCACAAAUAGCUUUUGUGAUGGAGGAAGAUUUUUUAUUUCUCCGUUCUUAGAUACAGACUUCAUUUUGAUCCUGGUACCUAGAUAAUAAACAGAUACCAGGAGUAUAUGUUAACAAGGACACACAUUUUUAAUAUGUAACCACAAAUUAUGAAGUACCACAGUUUCACAUUUAGUUCACAUGAUGAAAGUAUUAAGACGCAGCUGAAUGAGUUGGAAACUGUUUCUCCUGUAUAUUUCAACACCUGUUCAGUCUCAAGUUAGCGGGUGGGGGGAAGAAUGGGUAGAACUAGCCCACCUUCCAAUCUGCCAUGCUGCUGAUGGGGGAAUUCUGGCACCAGCACAUGAGCCCUGGCAGCAAGAAGUGUGCCCUAUACACUUUCCCCAAUGGCACGUGGAUUGGAAGCUACCACUAGUGGUAUCCUUGUGGGCAGAAGUCCAUGGAAAAAGCCUGAAACAGGGUGUUUUGGGAAUUGAUUGGCACAGUAUGGUUCCAGUGAUGGGGCUGUGGAUACAGCUGUGACCUACUGUGUUUCAUCAAUGCCAGACACUUCCAGACAGAGGUUCUGAUUGCUCUGUAAGAUCACUGUAGUUGAUAAUUUAGGUAGAUUCCACUUCAUCCAAGUUGCAAACCUCUCCAGAACCUGGCUAGGUAGAAGGGGUAGGGGAGAUAAUUUGAGAUGCUGCUCAGAAACACAAUUCAGUUUUAUGGCCAGUAACUACAACCAGCUGUCAUGGCUAAAAAAGUUGACCUCCUAAGUUCAAAAAAAAAAUUCAAAAAAGUUCAAAAAACAACAACCGGUCUUUCACCAAGUUUACAUCAUUUACUGUAAUCUGUACCCACCUAGUUUUGGCAACUUUCUUAAAUCAACAGAUGUCAUAAGUGGCCUUUGACUUGUGUGCUUGACCUUUUAACCAUCCUAACUGCAACUUCUAGAUGAGGGUCUGGACAUAGUAGGUGUUCUUCAUAAUUUCCAAAGGAAUCAUUUCUUUAUUUCAGCCUUCCAUUUUGCACCCCUUCUAACCCGAUUUAACCCCAUCAACAUUAUCCUGCAGCAGGAGGCUAUGUAUGUAAGGACAUAGAUGACUAUCACAAGCACAUGUGAUACUAUUGGCAACCUAUUGGGCCAGUCACUUGGGCUAGUCACUGUCUCUCAGUCCAGUCUGCCCUACAGGGCUGUUGUGAAAAUAAAAUGGGAAGAGGAAAAACCAUGUAUACCACCUUGAGCUCCAGGAAGGAAACAUGGGGUAUAAAUGUAAUAAAUAAAUCCCAGUUAGGACUGGGGGAAAUCCCUGUUUGAAGCUCUGAGAAGCCACAUUCAUUUAGUAUUGAGAAGUGGUCUGACAUGGUAUAUGACAGCUUUGUAUGCUGGUAGGCUAUCCAACUGUUCAAAGAAGCCGUGUUCAUGAAUGACACCAAAUUAUUUGGGGGUUUGUGCUAAAAGCUCCAAAAGGAACUCCUUAAACUGGCUGAAAGGCAACAGAAUGGCAAAAGAGAGUCAGUGUAAAUUCUUUUGUUCCAGAUUAGCAGUAAAGCAUAUAAAAACAGUGUGAAAAUGAGUAGCAAAUGUAUUGAUGGGUGGCAAGAGAAGCAGAUAGACCUGUUCUGUUGCAUUUUUAUUUGUUUUUGUAUUUACUGUUGACCUGUUCUAUUGUAUUUUUUAUCUGUUUUUAUGUUUGUUGUAAACUGCUCCCAAAACUUCCUCAUUGGGCUGCAUAUAAAUACUUUUAAAUAGAGACAGGCAGGCAGGCAGUGCAAAAUUCUGUGCCUCUGACAGGGGCCAAGAACAAGUUGCCAAAAUAUUUUAUCUGCCCUGGAACAGGCUAGCAGAUGCUACUUAAACAUAAUUUUUAGAUUCAUAGUAGAGUCUCAUUAAAAAGAGACUCUCAAAAAUCUUGUUACCAUGGGUAACUAGGCUUUUUGACACAGGAACGUAUUAGUAAUGCCAAAUCCAACAGCGUGCAAAACACAAAGGGGCUCCAGUUUGAGAGCAUGAUUGAUCGGAAGCCAAAGGGGCAGCCACAGCAUUUGAUACUUAAUGGGAGCACUGUUUCUUAUCUUGAAUGAUAGACAGUACCUACUUAUUAUUCUGUGGCCUGCCUUGCAUCUUGCUUGAUGCAAAUUGCAUCACUUUUUUUCCUGAAAAGGACCCCCCCCCCAAAAAAAGUGAUGUGAAGUUUUGCAUUCUAAGCAUUUGCUACCUGUUCAAAGCUCUCACAGCUCCAUAAAAUCAAGUUGUCUGUAAAAUGUUCAGCUGAAUAUCACAAAUCUUUCUUAUUUGUUUAUGGGUCCUUUGAUCUGAUGGAUUUUCUCUUUGUUGCAAGCUUGGCUAUGCCUUUUAAACUUCCAAGAUUAUUUAUUUAUUUUGACUUACAACCCACUUUAUCCUCAAAGGCUCAAAGUAACUAAGAACACUGAAGAUGAUCAACAGCUGAAGGUUCUAAAAACAUUUAAAAAGAUUAUGCUCAAGGUGGAUUCUGAUUCUUUCACAAUAAAUUUAUAGGGUGAUAUCUAAGUCAGGCUAGACCCACUGAAAUAAAUUAAUUCCAGUAACUUAAGUCCAUUGAGUUGAAUGAGCAUUGUGACCCUAUGGCAGAUGUGAGGUAUAGGGGUCUGAGAAGUGGCCCAGAACCCAGGCAGCUGAUAUGAUGGCCUCCAGUCCAGGGGCAGGGAUGACAAUCAAUCAACCAAUCUAUCAUUUUAUUUGUAUGUCACCAUUCCAAAGUUAAAACCAUGCUCAAGGUGGCUUACAACGUACUUUUAAGAUUACUUACCUACAAGCAUAGAAAAAGUAGUCAUAAACAAUCAACAAAGCAUCAAAAAAGUGCACAACCAAAUUGAACAAUUUCCACAUAAAUAAUAAGAUCAUAAUAAAGAUGCAAAAAUAGCAUUAACAGCAGCAACAGAACCUCACAACAGCACCCUCCCAGACCAGAUGGGAAAAGGCGUGCAAGGCAGGGAGCAGGUCUUGCAGGUUGCAGAGCCAAGAUGGUGUCUGGCCUUUUCAGCAGCCUCAGCAGUCCAGACCCAACAUCUCCUAGGAUCACUGGCAGUGUGAAGAUCUGCUAGAGGAUCCUGCUGCAGGACCCUCUAGAAGACCUCAGGAUCUAGUGGGCAAGGCAGAACACUUUCAUAUGACUUAAUUACAUUCCUACUUUCAGUUGACCAAAUCUUCCAAAUCAUUUUUGAGAGAUGAGAUUAAUGUUGAGUGAGUAUCAUUUUAUCACUUGCCCAAAUUUUGGACGAAUAGUUGUUAAAAGUACAUACGCAUGCACACAGCUUACAGCUGCAACUUCAAAAGAAGAAAAGCAAACAAAAGGGGGGGGGGAGAGAGAUGGGAAAUUAUAAUAAGCAAAGUUCCAUGUCUUUCUGAUGUCACCCUGGAAAAGGGUCUGGCUUCCAUGUGUACGUUCAGCCAUCUGAAGUUUUCUUUUUUGUUGUUUAAUGACAAAUUCCUGAUUUUAUCUUUGUUUGCAUCCUGCGCUUGUAAUCCUUUCUAAAUCUGAUACCCAUCCCAGCUGACAUUUUAAAUGCUACAUUAAAUGUUUUUAAAUCCUAUUCAGUAUGCCCUAUUAGUAUUUAGUAACACAGAAUAUAUGGAACGCUGUGACAUUCACCCUGUUUCUGCCAUUAUUUUGUAUGUAUGCUUCACAGAAGGUACAACAAAGUACUUCCAAAGCUAUUAUAAAGCAUAGAUGGAAUGUUUAUUUUGCUUAGACAGAAGCAGUUGUUGAAUAGCUAGAGGCUUGUCCACACUUCUGCUUUGCCCUGGGAAAUCCCAAUCUUUGCUGCCGAAUUGGAGAAAACAUUAAUCAGGUUUUCUGCAGAUUGACAUUUGCUCCAAUUCAGCACUAAAGAGCCAGUGUGGUGUAGUGGUUAAGAGCGGUAGUCUCGUAUUCUGGGGAACCGGGUUCGCGUCUCCGCUCCUCCACAUGCAGCUGCUGGGUGACCUUGGGCCAGUCAUACUUCUUUGAAGUCUCUCAGCCCCACUCACCUCACAGAGUGUUUGUUGUGGAGGAGGAAGGGAAAGGAGAAUGUUAGCCACUUUGAGACUCAUUUAAGGGAGUGAAAGGCGGGAUAUCAAAUCCAAACUCCUCCUCUUCUUCUUCUAAAGAGCAGGUUUUCUCAGGAAAAACUCUUGUACUCAUGCUUUCUUGGCAUGGGACAACUGGGACGAGCCCUGGGUGAGUGACGGCAGAAGGAAGCAACCAGGCCUCUUUUUUUCUAAUGUGGUAAUCACAAAACAAUCUGGAAGUUAAAAAUUGCAUUUGAUUUAGAUUCCUACUACACAUACUUAAGUCCAGCACUGAUUUAUUUUGAAAUAUAUCCUAUAUAUCCUUUGUGCCUGCUCCUUUUCAGCCCUACCUAUGUUGGAAGCGUGACAUCAGUUGGGCCAGGGCAAGGAGGUUUCCUCAGAGUGGCGGAGGCAUCCAAUGUCUGAUCUUCCUCUCUGGUUAGACCUCUUUCUCCAUUCUUGUACAGGGAAAUUUCAUGCUUCCUGUGAGCCCUGGGAAAUCCCACCAAGGACCAUUGGAUUGUAAGGUUAAUUAGUUAAAUAUAAUAUGACAAUAGGAUAUAUAGAAAGAGGAAGAGGGAGAGAGAGAUUAAACCAGUUUUGGAAUCUGUUUAAUGCUGAAUAACAGUUCAAACCAAUCUCUCCCUAGAAAGCUUGUCAUGCAAAACAAAUAACUAGACAUCUGGCUGUUUUCUUGUAUCUCAUUUUGCAGUUAUGUAAAGGACUGUAAUUUUGAUGAACUGGCCAGCCACAAAGAACAUUGUUUCUCUUUACUGCCAGUAAGCAGUGUUUAUUUCAACCCAAAAGGAACAAUUUCUGGUAAAAUGUUGCAUAAAUGUGCCUUUGGGAAAGUCUCUGACAUGUUAUUUCACAAUCUCUUUGAAGAUGGAAAGACAAAAUAGUUGUGGCACAUACAUUAUUUUGUUCUGAGAAUUGUAUUGAUUUAUAACAGUGUGCGGCAUAGAGCCCUACUAAUACUUAUGCUUUAUAUUGGUUUUAAAUAUGGGGGGGGGGCAUCAAAAGACAAAUUUUACCAAUGGGGAGCACAUAAGCAUAAUGAUGAAAAUGUGCACCUGAAGCCCCACUGGCCACACACACACACACACACACGAGUAUCUUAAAAGAUGGCCCCUGGUCCCCAGUGAAAUAUAUUUUGUUCUUUUCAUAUGGAUGCUCCUAUAGUUUUGCCCCCCCCCCCCAAUGCCUUAAGCAUCCACCCAGGUGCUCUCCCAUUGAUACAGAUAUGACUGUGUGGCUGCAGUGUGCAUAAAAGAACCUAAUCAGAACUAGUAUCACACAUAAUUUUGAGAUGUCUUAUAGGGAAGAAUAUUUUUUAAAAUGUGUUUUUCAUUCUUUGACUCCUUUAAAUUCAUACUAAUUGCAUUUUGAUAGUAACUGUUUGAGGGUCUCAGCAUCAAGCCUCUAGCAUCAGGGAAUGUCAGGGAGACAAACAACAUUGCCUGUGAUCAAAGUUAUAGGUGACAUUACAGUAUUUCUUGCCAACGUGUUCAUGGAACUUGAACUUGACAGCUGCUUUUUUAUCUUGCAAUUUUAGCAACGUAUAGAAUUCAAAAAGUAUUUUGGGGGAAGCAAGGGAGUAAGUGUAAUCUUGCAGGUAAUUGCAGAGGAAAAAAUAUUCGUUCUAAAUACAAACACAAAUAUUUCAUGAUAUAUAAAAUCAAUCAACACAUAGGAAAUACGUUGCAGCUUAGAAAUACUGUAUAUUUACUCUCAAAAGGGGCACAGCCCUCUGCAGCUGGCUAUAUUGCUUAGCCAUUUAGUUUAUCACCCAAGCCUCUUCUUGUGAAAUAUAAUUAACAAUAAGACUAACUACAUAUCCAUGAUGUCAUUAUUCCUUCCCAAUCUCAAAACAGCAUACAUUAAGCUUGCAAAUUACAUGGGGGUUAGGUUCCAGGGAUUGCCAAAAUCUCAUAUAGUCAAAAACCAUUGGAUUCAGUGGCAGGUGAGAUUGCAAAAGGCAUUUUCCCCAGAAGCCACCUUCUUUGCAGCCCUUUAAAAAAAAUUUUAAAAAAAUUGCCACAUGCAUACAGCUGAAUGUGGCCAAGUUAAAUGUGUGUAAGAUGUGAGCUUACUGUACUGUAUAAUUAUUGGAACAGGACUGUUAGGAAUAAUUUUGUAAAUAGAAGAACAAACUAGGGAGUUUCAUCACAAUUUCUUCUCCUUGAAAUCCUAGAUUAGUUUUCAUCAUAUGUUUUGUCAAUUAUGGAGAACCUAAGGAGUCUGUCUGUCUUACUUUCCUUCCAACUUAAAAGACAUUUUCUUGUAGUUUGCAGUUGUUAUAAUUUGUUACUGUUAUUACCAAAGCCACUUCAUAUACCAGGCUGUCUGGAAAUCUAGUACUCACAGUGGAGUACUAGAUUUAUAAAAGCUUCUAAACCUCUUCCUUCUUCCAGUUAUUGAUUUUCUUGUCAACUCGUCUACACCACAUAUGCAAAGGUACUGUAAGUACAAGGAAUUUAGGUGGUUUCUCCCAGAAAAAACAAGUUAAUACACCCAAUGUCUUAACUACUUCUGGUUAAAAUGAAAACAUUAAGAAGGCAAACACACACUCCAAAGCAUUUCAGGGAGUGCAGAAUCCUAGCAUUACUCCAACUCUUACAGAUGUCAGCAGCAAGGUGUAUAAUAUUUGACCAGCUUGUUUAAAGUUAAGAAAAAAUGCAAGAGAAUAUUUUUAAACUACGCACUAGUAGGUAAAAUGCACAUGCCCCUGGCUGUGCACUCAUAAUAUAAAUAACCCAAAAUGUGCCUAGGAAGAUGAAGAGACAGAAAGGAGCUGACUCCUCUGUUCUCAGUGAUGGGGGUCACGAUGUUAGGGUUGUCAAAUGGCAACUUUUGAUUUCAAAUAUUCCUCUGGCUGGGGGGACCUUGGGAUGUGUAGAGGGAAAAGCCCAGUGGACUCUGCAAAGACAAAGAAUAGAGCUAAUGGCAAAAUAGAUUUGUUCCUGAGGCUGUGUGGGCAGAAUUGUGGACUAAGCCUGUAUCUGAGUUUUAGUAGGGCAUAUAAGAGUCGUGGAAGGAAGUAGCUGUGUAAGCAAUCUCCGCAGCUGCCCCUGUACCAUCUCUUACUUUUACUUUGGUAGCUAAGGAAAGUAUGGCAUUGCACCUGAGGAUACUGGGGUGGAAAGGGAAGAAUUUGUUUGGCUUCUAUGAGAACAGGAUGCUGGACUAGAUAGGCCAUUGGCCUGAUCCAGCAAGCUCUUAUUAUGUUCUUACCCAGUGCCGGAUUUACAUAUAAGCUAAACAAGCUACAGCUUUGGGCCCCACUCUCUUGGGGGCCCCCAAAAAAAUUAAAGGGGAAAAAAACCCCUGGAUGUACAUUUCCAAAAUAUAAGAUAAAAAACAAAUAAAAUGAAACCUCCAUACAGCAACAGUGGCAAAUGGCUUUAGAUACCUAUUAGGUCCAGAAAUUACCAUAUAGCAUAUAUUCAACACAAAAAAACAGUUACAAUUUGUUGUUGACAAAGGACAGCUGGACAUAUAAAGGGCCCCAUUACCUUCAGUAGCUUAGGGCCUCAUCAAACCUAAAUCCGACCCUGUUCUUCCCUAUCUUUAGCUCUGUCUAGCUCUUUCACUCCUCAAUACAGACUGAGUUGCCCUGUCCUUGGAAUAAGUACAAAUGCCUCUCUUGUUAUAUUCAAGCCUUCCCUAUAGACACAUCCACAAGCGUGUACACUCAAACCACUUGUCAUUGCCACAUUUAAUUGCUGCUGAUAUUUUUCUGGCCCAGGGCUCAUUAUGCCUCUUUCUUUCCAUGGGAGAAGUGCAGUAACAGCAAUUGGUCUUUGACACAUUCUUAUUCUGCAGCAGGUGUUGACAUGUACUGGAAGAGCUCAAGUGCUCAACAUGGCAAUGGGUCUGUGUGCAAAGAGCAUCAGUGAGAUACUCUUGAUACCACACCUGUGGAGUAAGCAUUGGGAGGAAGCUGUUCCCCAGCAUACUAGCUCUGUGAUAGCAAUAGCCACGCAGAUAACAGAAAUGUAGAAGGGCUGCUUGCAUCCUGUCUCCUCACCCACUUCAGUGCUGCUCUUGAGUGUGCUUUGAAUAUAUAAAGACAAAAGUGCUGUAUCAGUCAGAAUUGGAUACUUCUCGUGGAUGAUAGCCCUGUAAAGCUCUUACAGUACAUUUCAUAAAACACAACAUAUAACCAUCAGAUAUUUAAAAGGUUCUGUAGAAGAAAAUGUAUGCAUGUCUCCGUACCCUAAGAUAAAGGUCUCAUUUUAUUAUGUCCUGAAAUUCUCACCCUUGUCAUCUUAAGCUUGAAAGGAUUUUAUUUUUUGGGUAACUGCCAUAUCUUUUAAUGGGUAAUGAAAAAUAUAUUUACAAUAUAUAUUUGCAUGCAUUUUUACACAAGUCAGAUAAAUAAGGGGUUAUUUCCAACCUCUUGUCCAGCUGUAAAGACAGUGAUUUGUCACCUUAUAUAAUUAUUAUCAAAUUAAUGUGCUGAUGCUUCUCAUGAAUGUUCUCUCUCUCUCUCUCUCUCUCUGUGUGUGUGUGUGUGUGUGAGAGAGAGAGAGAGAGAGAGAGAGAGAGAGACGACAAAGCCUCCUGCAAAAUGUCUGGCAAAGGUAGAAGGGCGUUAUACAUAAACUGUUUACCUUUUGGAAGAUUCUCUUUUUCAAUAGAAAGGGAACUGAACAAAAGAAUGCUUGUUUGAAUUGAUGUUUCGGAAACUGACAGUGAAAGGAUUGCCAACUUUGGUGAUGACCCAUUGCUUUGAAGGAGAGGUUGUUGUUGUUGCUUUAAGUUCUGAGUAGAAGAACAGCAGGUGUCGGUGGCCUUUGGAGGUAGGUGGGUGUAUCACACGUUUGGGCAAGUACCGGUACUCCGUUAUUUCAAGCAGAGAUCAAUAGAACAUCCUCCUAGCCUUUUUGCUGGUUCCCGUCUUAUUUUAUUUGUAUCAAAAGUAGGUGGAUUUUGUCCUCAUUGUUACGCUGUAGCAUUCAGUUUAAAAAAACAGUCAUUGGUUUUAGGGGAAUGUGACUGCGGCUUUCAUUUAUGCUUCUACUCUUCCCUUUUCUGAUAGCUCAGAAACUAGUUGUAGUGUGAGCACCUGCCCUUUUUACAUGGGGGCAUGUAAGAUGGUGGAAACUACAUCAAUCUGAGAUACAACCCUGCAUCUUUACUGUACUUACUUUGAAAUGAUCAGUGUGCGAAAACUAGUUGUAGUUUUAUUUCGCUUCUGUGGUACCAUGAUAGCUCCUACAGGGCAGAAUAAAGCAGCGAGGAGGCCUUACUCAAAGUCCUCCCCAAUUUAACUAUGAAUCAAGGUCCUGCUCUUGUUCACCACUAUGUUGUUGCUGUUAUGUUGUAUUAUAACAUAAUUAUAUUAUUGAGAAGUAUAUGCUUUGCUGUGCCAUAUCACACUCCCCAGCCAUCCAUUUUACAUGUAUCCACAGACUCUCUUCAUUUUUUGCAGGGGGUUGGACUAGAUGAUCCUCAGGGUCCCUUCCAACUCUACAAUUCUAUGAUUCUAUUAUUCUUUUCCCAUGCUUGCAGAAUGGAAGCAUGCAUAUCUAGGAUGUCUUCAGGAUUGGAGAAGAGAACAUUCUGGUUAGAUGGGUUGGCCUUGGCUAACAAACAGGGAUGGAACCUGAAAAGUAAUUCAUGCAAACUGUGUAAUCUACCAUUGAGAUAUGAUCCCUCCCAAUGUGUAAGGCACAUUAAUAAUCUGCAAACCAAACACCAAGUCAGGGCACAAAACCACCCAUGUGUUUUCCAGGGACGUUUACAUGUCUGCCAUAAUCCUUCCAGCUAUAAUCUGUACCAUAGUAUCUCAUAGUAGUUCCACCAACAUAAGUUCAGUGCAUCCUUUUAAUGAAUAACACCAUUAAAAGAUGUGUAAUUUUUCACAAAAUGAUUUAAACAUUUUCAUUAUAUCACUAAUAUAUAAUUGUAAUUGUAGCUAUUUAGACUGGGGCCUGCUUCUUCAAAUGCUGUUAACAUUUGCUAAGAUAAAACAGUAUUAAAUUCAUUGACUUUUAUUACAUUAACAGGUUGAACCAUUGAUACAGAAGGGCCAUGAAAAUUUGGUUCAUCACAUUCUACUCUAUCAAUGUAGCAGCAGUCUGAAUGAUAGUGUACUGGACUAUGGUCAUGAGUGCUAUCACCCAAACAUGCCGGAUUCAUUCCUCACCUGUGAAACAGUCAUUUUUGCCUGGGCCAUUGGAGGAGAGGUAAGAUAUAUGGUUUUUGUAACUUAUUUUACUAAUAGACACUAUGGGAAUAAUUCACCUAAUGAACUCUGGCAGCAGAAGUCCAUUGAAAUCAGUAGGACUUAAAUUAGCCAUGAUUGAUAUACAUUCUCUAACUUGUUGCCUGUAUUGAACAUGAUGAAAUCUAAAGCCCAGCUGCCGGAGUCUUAUUGAGCCAAAAAUUGUUACAUGGAACAAAUUGAACUUGGUCUCAAUAGGGUUAAAUACCAUCAACAUUAAAUCUAGCUGUUGAGCACAUUUCUGUAUUCUGAGAAUUUUUCCAAGGUAAACAAGAGACAACAAUGAAUAAUUUUAAAAUUAUAUGUCAUUACUCAGAAUAAUAUGAUUCCUGUGGUAUAAACCUGUAUAAACUCAGCCUAGAUUAAGAAAAAAAUGAUCCAAUAUUGGGAAAUUCCAAUUGGAAAAUCUGAGGGUAUAGGGCAGUAUGCAAAUUUUACUACUACUACUACUACUACUACUACUACUACUAAUAACAGUUUGGGGUGGGAUGAGAUCAAGCAAUUUAAUCCAGAUGAGGGAAGAACUAUGGCCUGAGAAAUCUGCUGAUUUGGAUGGAGAAUUGCAUCUGGGUGUAGAUGGGGUUGUGCUUCCACAGAAGCGCAAGGUAUGCACAGGUAACAUCUGUGUGGGCAGAGGGGCAUUUUGCCAUCUUACGCUGGUUCGGCAGCUGCACCCCUAUCUAGAGAAACUCACUUAUUCUCAACAACAAAUAUUUUGGUUAUGCUCAGGCUAGAUUACUGUAUUAUGCUGUACAUGAACUGUCCUUGAAGAUAGUUCAGAAACUGCAUAUGGUGCAGAAGCUUAUAGGCUUGGGGCAGCUAGCUGUUCAGAUCAUAUCCAACUUAUGUUUUGGUUACAUUGGCUGCCUAGUCUUUUCUAGGCAGCUCAAUUCAAGGUGCCUGAACAUUUGGAUCAGGCUCUGAGGUCCUCCUUUCUAGUCUACCAGUAAGUAGUUAGAUUAGCAGAGAGCAAGGACAGGGCCUUCUCAAUUGGAGCUCUCUCCUUAGUGGAAUAUAUGUGACUUGAUCAUUGCUGGUGUUUUUAUGAAAACUGAGAAGUGUUUUUACCAUAGUCUGCAUUUUUUAAUUGAUUAAUGUGAUGUGCUUGAAGAAUUUUAGCUGUUGGUUUUUUUAAAAAAAUUAAAAUUACAUUGUUCUUUAAAAUGCAUUGAAAUAUUUGUAUGCAUUGAGAGGCAGGCUAUAAAUCUAUGACUUUGGAAUACAGUACACUGAUCCUAGGCUUGUUCCUAUAGUGUAUAAUAUUGAUAUACAGUGGUACCUCAGCUUAAGUACUUAAUUCGUUCUGGAGGUCCGUACUUAACCUGAAACUGUUCUUAACCUGAAGCACCACUUUAGCUAAUGGGGCCUCCUGCUGCCGCCGCGCUGCCAGAGCACAAUUUCUGUUCUCAUCCUGAAGCAAAGUUCUUAACGGGAAGCACUAUUUGUGGGUUAGCAGAGUCUGUAACCUGAAGCAUAUGUAACCCGAAGCGCAUGUAACAUGAGGUACCACUGUACCUUCAUUACACUUUGUCCAACAACAGAUAAGGAAAGGAGGUAAACAAGGUCCAAGUAUCAGUACCAGUUUUCCCCUUUGGUAGAAUGAUGGGAGCAAAUGUAUGUAUAGUAAAGAAAUACGAAAUAUACACAAAAUGUACACAAAACCCCCAAAUUACUGCAUGUUUACAUGCAGACAUAGAUAUAUUUAGUAACAGCAAUUUCUGGUAAGUGUCAGUCCUAAGGGAUCUGCCAUUUUCUCUAAUUGACAUAUGAGGUUGAAAUACAUUCCAAACUAAAUUAUUAGAACUUUUGGUAGAACCUGGUUAAUUGCGUUUGCAUGUUUCAAAUUCUAGGGCUUUACAUAUCCUCCUCAUGUUGGCUUAUCUAUCGGGACAGCAUCAGAUCCUCAGUAUGUGCUUAUGGAAGUCCAUUACGACAACCCAUCAUAUAUGGAGGGUAUGUUUCUUAACUACUUUUUAACUUUCUAAAUUAGUAAAAUAUGCCAAAUGCAUAGGCUUCCUAGCCUGCUCAUCCCAGUAAAUGAAACAGCUGACAGGGAAUGAAAUCCCACUUUUUCUUAAAGUGUCAGUGCUGAUGAUAAUCUUCUUUGUGAACAUCCUGGGCUUGCCCUAGCACUUGCUCAUAUUCAUGUGGAGAAUGUUUGAAAUACUGUACAUGGAAGCACAGGUUGACAUAUUCUUUAGUACAAAAUAUAUGCUGUACUUCCAGGUACAGUAUUUAUGUGAAAUUGCAGCUCUUCUUUUUGGAGCUAUUACGUAUGGUCAAUAGAGCUAUUGUGGUCAAUUCUGCAAUACAGCGUAGUCAGGUAUACAUAUAUAUCUGAUUCACAUGGUGCUUCAUCUGUGCACAGAUGUUGAUAAGUUCAAGCCUGAAGGUAUCUACACAUAGGGCAAUUGACGGUAUUUAAACUAGCUAGUGUAACAAUUUUUGCACUGCACAACUUGAUCUGAAUUUCCAAAGGAUAAACUUUUUCACACAAAAAUUGGGGAAACAUGCACAUCUUUUAGUUCUCAAUCUCUUAAAGAUGUGAUGGGUGGUAAUAUUUUUGCAUGGCAUCAAAGUCAUUUUGACUUUUUACAGAUCAGCGUUUGAAUGAGAUUUUGAAGCUGUACUAUUUUAGUUAUCAACAUAUUGUGGGGGGAAAAUAAUACAAUUGUUUAUUUAUUGCAUCAGUCACCCAAACAAGGCAGCCUCUAGGUGACUUAUAGCCAAGUUUGGAAGCUUUUCAAGUUCCAUCAGUUUUUGUAAAUGUUGAUUUACAGAAAUUCUGGCACAUAGGCUGACUGCCUCUGACCAUGUGCUGAGUAGUUUUCCUUUCCAAAACAAAUGCUUCCUCACAUGUCUGGGUGUGUUGUGCAACUAGGUUUUCCACACUUCCAACUUGACCCGCCUAUCUAGGGUAACAAGGACCUUGCAGAUACUAUCUUGAUACUACGAGGAGCUACUUGACUGAGGAGGGAGGGACUUGGGAUUUACUCCUAGACUGGCUGUCUGGCUGACUCUCUUGCACAGUGGCUGUGAGAGAUUAGCUCCACUCAAAACAGCUCGUAGCAUGUUAAAAGACAAGAAAAAUCCAAACAACAAUUAGCCACUUAAAAACUUUAACAUCUUAGAUUUUAAAAGAUUCAUAUUAAUGAGAAAGGGCUGCCUGGACCAGUAAAGAUAAGAUAUUUCAUAAGAGAAACUGUGAUAAGACAUGCAGUGAUGCUGAUAGCCAACUACACUUUACUGUCUGUCCUGUCAUAUUACGAAAGUGGAAAAACACUGCAGAGAUUUGUUGAAAUCAGCUCACCAUAGACAAAAUGAUUGCUUCUGUCUCCUAGCAUUGCUGAUUUGUUAAUUUUGUUAUUCCUUUAAAAUCACAAUUGUAUUGGACAGUCCCGCCCUUUUUUUAUAUAGAUAUAGUUAAUCAAAGGCUGCUAAUAUUGAAAGAAGUGGGACCUGGGUUCCAGCCCUAACUUUUACUGAGUACAGCAAAUUAAACAAUAGUUUAACAGAAAACAAACCCCCUCACCUAUGGUCCUGUGUAUCAGGGAAAAGGUAAACUUCACUCAUGAUGGAUCUAUGUUUAUUUAAGCAUAAUUUUAAGAUUCCCAGACUAGACUCAGAUCAAAAUGAUGGCACAGGCAAACUUCUGUACACUUAGAAUUUAGGACCAGGAUGCCUUAACUGGCACAUUAUUAUCAUUAAAUUAAACAUGUUCAGCCAAAUAAUUUCUUUUUAGGACCAGAACUGUUCUUACAAUCCUUUUACAUACCAAUCAAGUCCUGAUUCCUCCACUCAGGAAAGAAAAUAUUUGUUUUGGCAAGCUAUCUUUUUUUUUAAGUAUGUUAGUGUUGCUAUUUUUAAACAAUUGGGAUUCAAAAAGUUGCUGAUCUGCCAGAAAUCACCCCAAGAUCCUGACUUACCUUUGUCCACCGCUGUUAUAUGUGCUGUUAUAUAUAUGUUGUAUAUAAGAAGGAAUAAAUAAAAUUUAAAAAACAUCACAAAAUGGAGAGAACAUGGGGCAGAAAAGAGUUGCUCAUGAUCAGUCUUACCAAAUACUAUCAAAUAAAUAUCCCUGACAGCACUCCAGAUCAUUACAGAAGGAUCCAUUCCUCCACCCCCUUGAUGUAUACUGCAUCUUAAGUGCUUGUCAGUUCAGACGUGCUUCCUUGGUGCGGGUGGUGGAGAGAGACACUUAGAUGAUACCCCACAACAACGGAGUGGUAACUAUGUGUUUAUUGUGCUAGAGUGGCUAUUUGGAAAGGCCUUACAAGGAACACAGAUGCGUACAUUUUUUUGUUGUUCAGGUCAGUAAAGUACAGAAGUCAGCCUGCUCUAAUUAACCACUUUCUUGUGACAAUACCUUAUUUACAGCUUUCCCAGUUUUUGUGACCCCCCUUGACCGGUCUUAAGCACAACUUCUCCCUUGUGUUACUUUCUUGCAUAAACUUGACAAGUGGGUCCCAAAGCGACUUAAACCCCCCCCCCCCCAUAGGAUACUUUAUGUUGAUUUAUGGCUGCUUCUGACAAUUGCUCUUUUGUUCUCAGGAAUGAUAGAUAACUCUGGGCUGAGGCUGUUUUAUACCCCAGAUUUAAGGAGCUACGAUGCUGGAGUUAUUGAAGCAGGUCUCUGGGUCAGCCUCUUCCACAACAUCCCACCGGGCAUGCCAGAAUUCACAUCAGAGGGUCACUGCACUUUGGAAUGCCUAGAGGAAGUAUGUCUCCUGCCUUGCUCAUUUCAUUGUGAUUCUUUGCAUUAUCUGAAAAUAGCACAUUUGAAGUGCUUUCUUCUGAAGGAACUAGUGGGUCUGAUACAGUCAUUACUAUACAGACAUUUGCAGUACAGUAGGUCCAGGAUCAAAAGAUGGUUUGUGUGCACAUGAGACAGAACUGCACGUGUAGCUCAGCCUUUUAACUUCAUUUUUCUCUGCUGAAAAACCCUUUGCACUGUAAUUAAAAUUGACCUGUCUCUUCAACAGUUGUAAUGAGGAAGCAAAAAGUCAAACUCCUGAAUCCAAUUUAACUCCUGGGCACAUAUACCAUUCCUUUGGAUCCCUGACAGCAGCAUGCAAGUUGUUAAAUGAAAUCAAAUGAAAAUAGAACAGGAAAUAGUGAAAGAAAUACUUGAUCUUUAUUUUUCUUUUCCUGCUGAUCUUUACAGAAUGUGCUUUAAAACUGACCUACAGUUAAUAACUCUGACUUUCAUUCUGUAGUGCUUUGUUACCAGUUUUCUGGCAGCUGGGCAAAUAUAUUUUGUUCAAAAUAUUGACAGUGCUUUGCUGUUUUCUUGGGGAAGAGAGUUCCACUUUGAAUAAAUGGCACAUAUGCAAAACAAUGAAAGAACAAUGCUAGUUAAAAUACUGAAUAAUACUGUGUUUGGAAACUCAUGGAGGGAGGGAAUAGACUGGUCUGGAAGGGCUGUUGAGGAGAUUGGAUGUGAGAACUUACAAAGCAGGAAUAGUUGAGGUGAUUAAAGACUGAGUUUGCUUAAUUUUCUAGCUCCCAAAACUCCCCCUCGCCACCUUGCAAACGUCUGAGUGUUUUAAGGAAAGCAAAAGCAGCUCGAAAGUCUGUUCUGCUGGUCAGCCAUCAUAGGACAGUGACUAAGUUGACACCUUGAAUUACUGCUCUAUAAAUCUACACAUGCUUCCAUGGUUUUUGCUGUUAGGUUUUUUAAAGGAUUCUUUCUGUUUCCCUUUUGUAAGCUUGUCUCUGCCUUAAAACUAUUAUUUUGAAAAGGACUAAAUUCUUAUGUGUGCAGGAAUUAUUUUAACAUUCUGUCUACAGUGUGUGUGUGUGUGUGUGUGUGUGUGUGUGUGUGGUGAGGGAGGGGAUAAUGGCUUUUGUAAGCAUAUUACAAUGCAGUCUAUAUGCUCUUCUAAUACUGAAUGUCCUCUCACCCUCUGUGGUAAUCUGAUAAGUUUCACUGGUCCUUUUCAGGCCCUGGAUGCUGAGAGGCCAAGUGGAAUUAAUGUGUUUGCAGUGCUCCUCCAUGCACACCUUGCUGGUAGAGGUAUAAGGAUGCGUCAUUUCCGCAAGGGUGACGAGCAAGAACUUCUGGCCUAUGAUGAUGAGUUUGACUUCAACUUCCAGGAGUUUCAGUAUCUGAAAGAAGAAAGGACCAUCUUGCCAGUAGGAAUCAAUGCUUCUUUCAUUUAAUAAUACUUUUGCCAUUUUGCCAUUUCUCCAAGCUGAACUGUCCCCCAUUUCCCCCCCUCAACAGGAUGGGCCAAAAGUUCAUAUUUGCCAUUGCAAAACACACAUUUUGUUCCAUGCAGGGAUGGGGCAAGGGAAAGAGAAGCUUCCAUUUGGAGUAGAAAAAUGACAGAUUAAGCGCCCCUCCUCCUCACUUCUCUCCCCAGUCAUGGCCCCACCCCAAGUCAGCAUGUCUUGUUAAAGAAGGGUAAUUAGGCUACAAUUACAUACAUUUGCACGUCUUGUGCUGUGGCUUAUCAGUAAAAGUUAUUACUUCAUAUUCCAAUGAACCUAAUGUUUACUUGCAUGAAUCAUUUUCGAGCUCUUGUUUUUUUUCAAUUCCUAAUUCUCUGUUCACAGCCUUUCAUUCUAAACUGAUGUUCUGUUUAAGAUAAGCUUUUCCUUUGGGCUGUUGCUGUUUUUGUUACUGAUAAGAACUUUGGGUUGCCAUAAGAGUUAAAUAUUAGUUGCAGAAACUUGAGACUGAAAGGCUCCUCACCAUAUAAAUCUGUCAGCAUUUGUCAGUUGCAGCCUGUCUGAUAGACCUCAGGGCUCUGAGGAUGGCUAGUCAUGACAAAUACUGUUAUGCAUUUGCAAACAUGGAAAAUUUGCUGCCUGUAGCAACUUUAUUAUUGUGGGGAGAUCAAAUAUUACUUCAAAUAGUCAACUUGCUUCUAAGCUCCCAAAUAGACUACUAAAUAACAAAAGAGAUAUCAAGAGAGAGAGAGAUGCAUGCAGUGGCAUAUAGAUGACCCUAGUGUCAUUGAUUGAGAUGUGUUGUCAUUAUUGUCCCCAAUAAUAACAGUAUUAAGAUUCAUAAACAUGACCACUGGGCAUGUGCUGGCCACUUUAUAAUCCUCCAAAAGUUAUCUGCUUGCUUUGGGCAGCUGUUUUGUUCUGCUACUACCACUCCUUGCAGUAUUAAGCUUUUCCCACACUAUUGCAAAUGAAUAUUUAGAAGUAUCUGCAGUGACCUACAAAAUGUUUAAUCCUUUGUGUGGUGGUGACUGGACUGGCUGUACGCAAAUACAUUCGAAUGAGCUCUCAGCCACAUAUGCCUCACAGGCCCACUUAACAUAUGCAUUUGAUGUCCCAGUUUCUAUCUUUCUCAGGCCAUGGUGUGCUUCCACAGUAAUGUAUAAGAGGGGCCUAUCAUUCAUUGGAUGCCACUGAGAACAGAAUACAUCCAUAUGAGAGGCGCACCUCAUCCCUAUCCCUAACCCAGUUGUGCCUCGUUUGCCCCCAGUCAGAUUGCAGGAACGUAGCAGACUUACUGGUUCCAAGGCGCAGCCUGCUGUGUUACCAACACAAUCCCUUGCAUGUAUAUUUAGAUAUAACCUCCAUUGAGUUUUUUGACUGUUACUCCCAAGAAAGUGUGCAGCUGAGCAGGCCAAUCCUUUCCAUGUUUACACAGAAGUAAGUUAUGUUGGGUCCCAUGGGACCAAAACCCAAGGAAGUAUACCUGAAGCUCGCUGGCUGACACUGGGUCAGUCACUAUCUCUCAGGAUUAUUGUGAAGACCUUGGUGUGGGUAUGCAGGGAAGAGUUGAACUUGGCUGUUCAGGAACGCUUUUCCAAAGAUGCCACUUUGCUACAUUGCUUGUAAGCAAGGUGCAUGCAGUGACUUGCCUUUGAUCAGAGAAAAAAAUAUUUUAUUCUUACCUAUGAAUGUCCUUUCUGAAAAUUGUAUCACAGGUCUUGCUUUUCUGGCUGACUAAAGUGGCCCUGAACAAUUAAAUUUAGCAGGGCAGAGUAUUUUGCCUUUUCUGUCUUCAUUAGGGGCAACUACUUUCUAGAGUUUUACAUGAACCUGCUGGUGAAGUUACAAACUAAAAGUGUUGCUUCCUCCUGGCUUAAAUAAUUCAUUUCUGCCCAUGAUCCAGUGAGAGAGAUUUGCCACUCCACUCUGCUUCUCAUUGGCUGGGAUGGCUCUAUGGGUCUACUAUCUUCCUAACCAAAUCCCAAAUAUUCGUAGCAACGAAACCUUUCUUUCUAUGGUCUUUGCUGCUUCUGUUUUGGUAAUGAAGAAAAGAAACUAUGCUAUAAGAGAGAAUGCUGUAAUUCGGCAGUGAAAUGCAUUGCUGCUAUUUGACCACAAAUCCAGAAAAAGGUGUGAUUUUUGUGAUUGUGUUGCUUGUAGAUUUUGGUUCUAAGAAACAGUGAAAACUGGAAUCUGUGUUACAAUGUAUUUUACAGUUCCUUUUAACAAAUUAAUUGUUACGUACACUUUUACUGAUAAAUAUAAAUGCCACAUGGCACAAAGUAAAAUUUCAGCCUACCCUCUACAUUUUCAAAAAACAAAAUAUUAAAACUCAAAUUCUCAAAACUGUUAAGAUAUUUUAAAACAGUCACCAAAAAAAUGUCUUAAACAUUAUCAUUUGUAACAGUGUUUGCCUUAAAUGUUGUGUUUCAGGGAGAUAAUCUGGUCACCGAAUGUCAUUACAGUACCCUAAAUCGAUCACAUAUGACUUGGGUAAGAAACUUUAUGACAUGGCAGAAUGAAAAUGUCUUCAGAUAAAAAUGUUGCAGGAAAUGUUGUUUUGAGGCAUUUAGGUACUCUUGGCAGAUAGCUGCAAGGCUGCUAGAGCUUUGCUGUAGAUGAUCUAUUAAACUUAUAAAGCAGAUUUACUUCUGAUGCCAGAGAAAUUGCAUCUGGCCCUCUUUGCUGCCUAUAAUUUUAGUGUACCAUAAUAGACCCAAUCUAAUAUUCAAGAACGAUGCUUUAUAUAUUACAAUGACCUCAUUGCCAUUGGUGAUUCUUUACAUAUUUUGGACAUAAGACUCACCUGCGUGGGUCAUUUUUAAUGGCAGUUACACAGCAAAUAAGAUAUUAACCUCCCUUUAGCAUACUUUUUGGUUAGCUUGUAUGUACCAUAUUAAGGCUCUGUUAUUUACUUGUGGGUUUGGGGCCACAAAAUCCAACUUUUACUUUGACGGUACAGAGAACAAGGUUAUUUGGGCAGUGGGCUUUGCCACUGCCCUGUGUCCUAUAUCCUUAACUGCUACUCCUUUUUCUUGCCAUCCUUUUAGUGUUUUAUGUACAUAGUGGCAGCAGCAGCAACGAUGAUGAAUAUACAGAGGUAACACCAGAGGGCAGUAGUAGUCAGGUUUGAGAACAAGCACAGAAGCUUAGAUUCUAGGACUGAAUUGUCUGUCAACACUACCUUUCUGAAAUUUGCACACACAGUCCUAGUUCAGAAAAAAACGACACAGCAGGAAGGCUUCUAGAAGAAAGAUUUUCUUUAUUUUUUUAAACCUUUUGCAGUUGUCUGGCAGCACCUGUUAUGAAUAAUCCAUCUACUGUUUUACUUCAGCUGCAGUAAGAAAAGAAUAAAAGUUUUGCAGUCAGCAAGCAAAUUAACAAUGGCUUGGAUGCCAUUCAUACAGUUUAUAGCUUUAUUUGUUGCUCUUGCUUUGGACAUGAUCUGCAUUUUCUUAUGAUUAUUGAUAAUGUUUAGGAAACAUUCUUGAUAAAGCCUCAACAAAGGUAUCAAGUGAUCUGAAAAAAAUCCUGGAAAAAAAGUGUGUAUUGUUGAUUUGUUCACAUUUUUAGGGUGGUCUUAGCACCAGAAAUGAAAUGUGCCUAUCCUACCUUCUGUAUUAUCCAAGAAUAAAUCUUACCCGAUGUGCAAGUAUCCCAGACAUAAUGGAACAACUUCAGUUUAUUGGAGUUAAAGAAAUAUACAGACCAGUGAGGUAAGCAAGGUGGUUUCAUAGGCUGAGGUGGUGCAAAACUAUAUAUCGCAUUUGAUAUAUCACUCAUUGGAGAGAAGGCAGUCCUUAAGAUAUGCAAUACUUAACAUAAUCAAUGUAUUAAAAUUUGGAGGUGUGGGCAAGAUGCACCAUGCUUCACAUGCUCUAGAGCAGUGGUUUUCAACCAGUAUGCCAUGGCACCUUGAGGUGCCUUGAAGGAUAGCCAGGGGUGCUGCGAGCAACAGUGGCCUCUGUCCCUCUUUCCUUCGCUCCCUCUUCUGAUGUUCUCUCAUGUCUCUGCCUCCCAAAGGCUUGUGCAGCUGUUUGUUGCAUCAGCCCUGGUGCCUCUGAGGCUGGCCAGAGAUGCUGGUUGCCAGGAGCUGAGGCGGCCUCGGAGUAAGCGUGCAAGCAGGCAAGGGAGCCCAGCCAGCUAGACCACCAGCCCUUGCUGUUGGGAAUGGACAUACAAGUGGGAGGCCGGGCAGACAGGUGGUGCACUAGCUUUUCUUGUGCUUGCUGUGUGCAAGGCCCGCCUGGGAGCUGAGUGCCCAGUGCUGAAAGGUAGCCUUUCCACCAUGCAGGCCCAGCAGUGCCUGCUGCCUCCCAAGGUUAGGGGGUAGCCUCACAUUCACCUUUGGCCAGUCUCCAUUGGGCCACUAAGGCUGAGGACAUCCUCUUCCCAGGCCGCUGUGGGGCAGGGGGACAGCUCAGAGACCAGGAGUGGCAACAGCGACUGCCCAGAGGACUCCCAAGUAGAGGGGAGAGGAGAGAAAGUUGAAGGAACAUUCUACAAGGGAGGGUGUUCAAAAAAGAGUGAGAGGCUGCUAGUUCUGUAGGUAAGGGGUGAUAUAACUGGGCUCCUGAGCCCCACAGGGGGGAUGCAGAAAGAAUGUAGUUGGUCAAGGGAGCCAUGGACUCAAAAAGGUUGAAAACCUCUGAUCUAUAGUGUUCCCUCUUCCAUAGGUUGGACAGGGACUCAUGUGCAGGCUUCCUGGUUAAGGGAUGCAUUUCCUGCAUAACGGUUGGCUCAUUGGAACUUUUCAUUAUAAAUAUUGACAAGAAUGGAUGCAUUAGUCAUUCUGUUGUUGCUGGUAUUAAUACAGUAAUACCACAGCAGAUAAAAAUAUAUUUUUCUUUCAGAGAGGCAGCAUUCUAAAUAUUUGGUACUAUUAUUGUAGUAAUGGUGGGUUUUGUUUCAUUUUGCUUUUAAUUCAGGACUUGGCCAUUCAUUAUCAAGAGUCCAAAACAAUACAAAAACCUGUCUUUCAUGGAUGCAAUGAACAAGUUUAAAUGGUCCAAAGAACAGGGCCUUUCCUACAAUGACUUUGUUCUUAGGUUACCAGUGAAUGUAAGAUGUACCAAGACUGACAAUGCAGAGUGGACAGUAAGUGCAAUCCUUAAAAAAACAAACCAAUAACUGCUUGAACUACUGGUAAUCUGUAUAUUUUAUUAAUGUGUCGUGGUUGUAAGUUGGAAAGGGUGAUUGGAUUGCAUCAGAUAUUUUAAUUAUUAUUUAUUUCAUUUAUGAAUCAUUUAUUAUGAGGAAUGCCAAAGUGAUUUACAAUAAAAUGGCAUAUAUAUAUAUAUAACAGUUCUCUAUAUCAGGGAUGUCCAACUUCCAAGAGACGGCGAUCUACUCACACGAUUAAAACCUGGCAGUGAUCUACCCCUUUUCCUUGGGGUUCAGGUCAAAGUUCUUGAGAUUUUUUUUAGGGAAAAUCCUCCCAUUUGGGGGGGGGGAUUCAGGUCAAAUUUGUUGAACUUUUUUUAGAGAAGAUCCUCCCUUUUUUAAGGGGUUCAGGUCAAUGUUGUUGAGCCUUUUUUAGGGAGGUAAUAUUUGUUAAUUUAGGGGCUUAGGUCAAAUAGCUAAAAAAACGGUGCUCACCAAGAGUUUGCUACUGAGACACUCAGCCUCGCAGUGAAAACUUCUCGCAAAGGACUUCUGCUUCAGCGAGGGGGCAGGGACGGAUGAAGGAGCCAGCAGUCUACUGCUGUCUAUCAAAACAUCCCAGGGAUCGACCAGUCUAUCCCGAACAACCUGUUGGACAUCCCUGCUCUAUAUAAAAUCUAUUCAUGUCCAGAACAGAUACCAACCAGGAUAAAGGCACCUGUCUGAUAGGCAGUGGGAGGGAGUUCCAAAGGGCAGAUGCCACCAUGCUAAAUCACACCACAAAUCAUCAUGAAGGAGGGGUUGUAACUCAGUAGUCAAAAUGCAUCCUUUAACAAUGUAAGAAUUGACUUGCCUGAUCAAACCAUCUAGUUCAGUUUUCUGUGGAACAUAUUGGACAAUCAUAUCUGAGAUUAAUAAGGCAAUAUAUGAAUGAGCCAUUUGAGUUUGCACCCAGCUCCAUCACUCCUCUCUUUGCAUGAGUGAGUGAACAAACCAGGAAGUCUUCCAUUAACUAUUCUUUCCCAUUUCCUUCCAACUGGUUAAUGGCAUUAGAACAAACCAGGAUAGGAAGCUGUGGUUGAAGUCUGAUUAAUAUCCUGAUUUGUUUGAAAGCCGUUUACUAUCAUUUCCCAGUUCAGACAAAACAGGAAAGUAUCAUUAAUGAAAGACUUGCUUGCUUUCCUGUCAGAUGGUGUGAAGACUGAAGCAAAAGGUGCUUUAAAAGGGCUCACUUAUAUCUUGGCUGAAUAUACUGAUUUGGUGUAUGAAUGGUCUUGGGGAUUUGCAAAGUACUUUAGUAACCACAAAUUCUAUAAAGGAGGGAUAAUGCAAAGUCUUAUCAAGACACCUAGUACUCUCAGCAGCUAGAAGGUAGCAAGAAUUUAGAUAAUAGAUAUUAAGGGCAUUAAGAAAGUAACUAGCUGUUGAUUACGGCCAUCGGGUUUAGUUGGGAUGAAUAAAUCUGUGUAAAUAAGUGUAAAUGCUUAAUAAUAAUAAAAAAUUGCCAGAGUAUUCUCUGUUGUUGGUACUGGUGCUUACUUAGAUCAGGAUUUCCCAAACUUGGCCCUCCAGCUGUUUUUGGACUACAAUGCCCAUCAUCCCUAGCAGGACCAGUGGUUAGGGAUGAUGGGAACUGUACUCCAAAAACAGCUGAAGUUUGGAUCUGCACCCUGACUUAAACUAUAAUACAUAAAUAAUAUAGAUAAGGCACAGAUGUCAGCUAAAUUCUUUAUAGAGCCCAGUAGUAUAUGCAGCUUAUAAUUUUAUUUCAUUUUAAAUUUCAGAUACAAGGAAUGAUAACUUCACCACCUCAAAUAGAAAGACCAUACAGGACAGAACCAAUUGUCUGUAGUUCAACUUCCUGCUUAAACUGCAAUCUGUUUUUAACUCUAUUGAUUGUUCUGUACACGUCAACCACUGCUGCAAGAAAGAGUGGGCCUUUUGUAUAAUAACUCUGAUUGUACUCACUUUCAUUUUUUUGUGCCAUGCAAGUCCUGAAAUGUUUGCACUGUUGCUCUUGUAGAUUUAUUUUUUUACAUAUUAAUAAACUAAAUUCAUUUCAAAAUAGUGUUCACCUCAUUUGAAAGGGGGGGAUAUUUCUUUUUUGCAAUCUAAAUUGAUUGGUAUUGUUUCAUUUUAUUCAUCCUGGCACAUCACACCAUGAGAAAAGCUGCUCUGUAUUUGGAUACCAUUGUAAUAAACUAAACUUUAUCUAUGUAACCUU
Molecule: messenger RNA, 41013 nt
Organism: Podarcis lilfordi (Lilford's wall lizard)
Lineage: Eukaryota; Metazoa; Chordata; Lepidosauria; Squamata; Lacertidae
Source: the annotation of a GenBank genome assembly